UCUCCUUUACUUGUCCGUAACUGGCUAUAGCUAUAUAACUCUGACCUCUCCAAUAUUUUUAUCUUCAACCCAAUUCCAUUUCAAAGAAUCUGGAAACGAGGCUGCCAGAGAUGAACAAUGGAAUAGCAGAGAUGGCUCUCAGCAGCCUAGGCAAAGGAUUUGAUUUAACAUCUGAUUUUCGUCUCAAGUACUGUAAAGGCAAAGACAGAUUAGUUCUGCUUAAUGAAGCUGAAACAAGAGAUCUCUUGGUCCCUUGUUUCGGAGCUGUGAAAGAUGUAUCCAUUGAUAUCAAGUGUGAUAAAGGUGAUCGAGUUCGAUAUCAAUCCGACAUCCUUGAGUUUCAACAGAUGUCUGAGGUUUUCAACCAGAAAUCAUCUGUGCCUGGAAAAAUCCCAUCAGGGUUGUUUAAUUCCAUGUUUGGAUUUGAAGGAGGUAGUUGGGCAGCUGAUGCAACCGCCACUAAAUAUUUGGGACUUGAUGGCUACUUCAUUGUUCUAUUUGAUGUUCAUAUUGAUCGGUAUCCUCUAAUUCUCUCCGACGAAGUCCUCAACGCAGUUCCAUCCUCCUGGGAUCCUUGCGCCAUUGCUAGAUUCAUUGAAAAAUAUGGAACUCAUAUUGUGGUGGGGUUGGGCAUUGGUGGCCAAGACGUGGUCUUAGUCAGGCAAGAUAGAUCUUCCAACUUGGGUCCAUCUGAGCUCAAGAAACACUUGUAUGACCUUGGAGAUCAAUUGUUUACUGGGACUUGCAAUUUUUCACCUAAAUCUAGAGAGCAGCAGAACAAGGCACCACAAGCAUUCAAUGUCUUUGAUCCUCAACCUGAAACCUUCAAUAGCUUCUCAUCCAUGAGUAGAAAAGAUGGAAUCACAGUGAUAUGUGCAAAGAGGGGAGGAGAUCUAUCAGCAAACAGUCAUUGCGAGUGGCUUCUGACUGUUCCGUCGAAGCCAGAUGCCAUUCAUUUUAAUUUUAUACCAAUAACUUCUCUACUCAAAAGUGUUCCUGGCAAAGGCUUCUUAUCACAUGCUAUCAACCUUUAUCUUCGAUACAAGCCUCCUAUAUCUGAUUUACAUUACUUUCUUGAUUUCCAAUCUCACAAGAUUUGGGCUCCUAUUCACAAUGACCUUCCGCUAGGUCCUACAACAAAUAUGGCAGGUCCUUCACCUGCUCUCCAUUUCAACAUGAUGGGUCCUAAAUUAUAUGUAAAUACUGCACAGGUUACGGUAGAAAAAAAGCCUGUAACUGGAAUGAGAUUCUAUCUUGAAGGCAGGAAAGGCAACAGGUUAGCGAUACACCUCCAACAUCUAUCGAUUACUCCAAAAAUUCUUCAAAACAAAAUAGAUGAUGCCCAGUGGUGGCGAGGAUCAGAAGAAAACAAUGAUGAUGGAUUCAUCGAAGCUGUCUCUCGAAAAAUGUUCUCCCAUAUAUGCACAGCACCUGUAAAAUACAACCCAAGAUGGAGUACAAGAACAGAAGAAGCUUACAUUGUCACAGGAGCUCAACUUCACGUAAAGAAACACGAAUCAAAGAAUGUCCUCCAUCUUCGGUUACUGUAUUCCAAGGUUUCAGAUUCUAUCGUAGCGCAGUCUCGGUGGGUUCAAGUCUCCUCUGAAUAUUCUCAAAAAUCUUCAGGCUUACUCUCUGCCCUGAGCACGUCGCUAUCAGGAAGUCUUGCGAAGGAGAAACCGCAGGCAGUGGUUGUUGAUUCAAGUGUGUUCCCAUCAGGACCUCCAUUGCCAGUGCAAACACAGAAGCUUUUGAAAUUUGUGGACUUGUCACAGCUAUGUAAAGGGCCUCAGGAUAGUCCUGGACAUUGGCUGGUAACUGGGGCUAAGCUGGAGUUGGAGAGAGGGAAAAUAUGCUUGCAGGUUAAAUUCUCCUUGUUAAAUAUCUGUUCCUGAAACAGGAUUUUUUUUCUCAGAUAUAUACAUUUACAGGCAGUAUAAUUCUCAAUGUCACCCAUAGAAUUGUGUACAUAUAGGGCUGGUGGCUUUGAGAUUAUAGCAAGAAAAUUAUUUUGAUUCUUAUAAACAAUAUGUAUAUGAGAAUCCAGAAUGUUUUAGUCAAUUAAUUAAUUAAUUAUUAGUUAAG
Molecule: messenger RNA, 2085 nt
Organism: Manihot esculenta (cassava)
Lineage: Eukaryota; Viridiplantae; Streptophyta; Magnoliopsida; Malpighiales; Euphorbiaceae
Product: MACPF domain-containing protein At1g14780
Exons: 8
Coding region: 111-1895 (594 amino acids)
Biological process (GO): regulation of salicylic acid mediated signaling pathway; plant-type hypersensitive response
Cellular component (GO): plasma membrane
Source: RefSeq, a predicted model, not a curated record